CGGGGAGGGGCGGGGAUACACGGAGAGGCCUUAUCCGGCAGCACUGGGCUGCGGUGCCUGCCGGGGUUUGCGGUUAAGGCCGGUGUCGUCCCUGGGCCCGGGAAGAUGGUACUGGGUGGUUGCCCGGUGAGUUACUUACUCCUGUGCGGCCAGGCGGCUCUGCUGUUAGGGAACCUACUGCUCCUGCACUGUGUCUCUCGGAGCCACUCGCACAACGCUACGGCCGAGCCCGAGUUCACAUCCGCUGGCGCCGCCCACCUAGAAAGCUCCGCGGGCGCUCCGAGCUGGGAAUAUGGCGACCCCCACUCUCCGGUCAUCCUUUGCUCUUACCUACCUGAUGAAUUUAUAGACUGUGAAGACCCAGUGGAUCAUGUUGGAAAUGCAACAGCAUCCCAGGAACUCGGUUAUGGUUGUCUCAAGUUCGGGGGUCAGGCCUACAGUGAUGUGGAACACACGUCAGUCCAGUGCCGGGCCCUGGAUGGAAUUGAAUGUGCCAGUCCCAGGACCUUCCUACGAGAGAAUAAACCUUGUAUUAAGUAUACCGGACACUACUUCAUAACCACUUUGCUCUACUCUUUCUUCCUGGGGUGCUUUGGAGUGGAUCGUUUCUGUCUGGGACACACUGGCACAGCAGUAGGGAAGCUGUUAACACUUGGUGGACUUGGGAUUUGGUGGUUUGUUGACCUUAUUUUGCUUAUUACUGGAGGGCUGAUGCCGAGCGACGGCAGCAAUUGGUGCACUGUUUACUAAAAAGAGCUGCUUUUUGGCCCAGAGACACACGUCUUCUGAAUUCACCUCUACAUGCUGAGAACUCUUCCUUGAUAUCAGACGUCACUAUCGCUUUCCCUCUUUGGAGGGAAUAGGUUUGAUUAGGAAAGUUUCUUUGGACUUUGGGUUUUCAACCCGAAUUUUACCUUGCAGACAAGCAAUGGCAAACAGUGUUUGAGAACCAGGUUUGUAACUUUCCUCGUGUAUAUAAAGGAUAUUGACUUAUAAUCUGCAGAAAGCUUUCCAUACUCUUUUAUUUCUGUACAUUGGCAUAUCUUCAGUCCUUUGGAGCACGUGGACCGAAGACAGGCAAAGUGAGUAUUUGUAGCCUUGUACCUUUGGUGACCCUGAAUCUUCAUGCAGAAAAGAUCUGAAGCUGAAGCAAGGAAAACCUUCAGCAGAAGUAGAAAUGGCCAGGGGUUUUUAACACUGACAUCCUGACUUUAUGGACUUAAAUUGCAGAAUAAAUUUUGCCAACCUGAAAUGCUGUUUGGAUAUUUUCAGUAGGUAGAGUGAAACUCAAGAUUAUGUUUGUUUUGCUCGAAUCAAGGUGUUUGAAACUAACCACCUUACUAACAAAUCCUAAUAGUUCAUCAUUAUUAUUGUCCAGAGGCAGUAUAUUAUACAGUACUAUAAUUUCUUCAUUAUGUUUUGAAAGCUAACAAUAUCAGAUAUGUCUGAGUCAAGCAUGGCAGAAUUUUCCUAUCUAAAAAUUAGUAUUUACCAGUUUAGAGAGCUCAUGUUGCAGACUGGUAGAAAAGAUUUCAUACAACUGUAAAACUGUUCUUCACGAUGGGCCAAGAUAUGGAGCCCUUAUGCCCUUGAAAAGGAAAACAGACUCUUAAAGGAUAUUGAGUGUUGGGUAGAGUCAAGAUGUGAUUUACGGGGGCAAAGAGAAACUGAACACAUUCUGUCAAAAUAAGCCUGGUACCCAAGCUCCCACGGUGAGCUAUAGCAGUCAGUCCUGGGGAAAGACACAGCCACACUUCUGCAUUCCUGAGUCACUAGGAAUUAGCAGGAAAUGUUCCAAAUUAUAAAUGGUCUUAAAAAUAUGGUUUUCAUGCCUUGUAAUCUAAGUUGAAAGAGCUGUUAAUAUAAAGUGGAAGGAGGACUUUGUGGACAAAGUGGACUAAGAGCCUGCUCUUCAGGAUAACUUAGAAAUUCUAGAAACAAGGUAGAACUGCUCAAAGUUUAGUGUCAUAAUUGACUUCAAGAUCAACAAUCAACAGUUAAAAUAACUCUGGACAUGCUUUAUCAGCAUGUGUAAGCUUUUCAGCUUUAUUAUACCUGAUUAAUACUGCUCUUAUUAAAUGGUGGCAGUUGUGUAUAAAUUAAAAUAGAUUGUUCUGUCUUGAAAGUUCUGUACCACAAUGGCCUUAAUCUUAUAACAGUAAUAAUUGGUAGAUUCUUAUUUACAAUCCCUAUACUCUAAGGCAGUAUCUUUUUUAAUUGCUGUGGGCUGUGAAGAAACUGGGCCCUCGAACCCAAGGAAAAUGCACAUACACAUCAAAUUUGCAUAGAAUUUAAAGGGAUGCUGUAUU
This is a messenger RNA of Manis pentadactyla (Chinese pangolin), 2309 nucleotides long. RefSeq names its product TM2 domain containing 2 (gene TM2D2). Bases 106 to 750 code for a protein of 214 amino acids. The record is from RefSeq and is a predicted model, not a curated record. Lineage: Eukaryota; Metazoa; Chordata; Mammalia; Pholidota; Manidae. The transcript is spliced from 4 exons.